Molecule: messenger RNA, 1889 nt
Organism: Terrapene triunguis (Three-toed box turtle)
Lineage: Eukaryota; Metazoa; Chordata; Testudines; Emydidae
Gene: SRPX2
Product: sushi repeat containing protein X-linked 2
Exons: 11
Coding region: 337-1725 (462 amino acids)
Source: RefSeq, a predicted model, not a curated record
CUCCCUAGCCUUCUCUCUUUUCUCCUCCUCCUCUCUGCGGGACAGUACAGCUUUAAGGAAACGUCUGGCAGAUGCAGACGCAGAACAUCUGGGCAACGUUAGCUAAGUCUCAGACGAUGCAGGAACAAACCACGCACUUUGGGAAAGUUAAAGCACAAGUUUCCUGAACAGGCUGAGAGGAGAGAGAAGGCAACGAGAGGGAGCAGCAGUGAAGCAGGUACCAGUCCACACUGCUGCCUGCUGGGCUCUCCGGGCUGCAGCCUGCCUGCUAACGUCAGAGUGCACUACCAGGCAAGGUGCUAGCUCCCGUGGCCCAGGCCCACCCUACAUGCUAGAAUGGCACAAGGAGAAGCACCACUCCUACUUCUUUUCCUCACCAGGCUGGUGUCAUCAACAUGGUAUGAAGGUUCUGGCUAUGACACUACUGAGAGGUACAACAAUGAAGUGUAUGUGGAAGAGGCUCCCCAAGCUCCUGCCUUGGACUAUCGAGUUCCCCAGUGGUGCUAUUCAUUAAACAUCCACCACGGAGAGGCGACCUGCUACUCCCCCAGGGGAGGGAAUUACCGCAGCAGCCUGGGGACGCGCUGCGAACUCUCAUGCGAUCGAGGUUUCCGGCUAAUAGGACGGAGGUCAGUGCAGUGCUUGCCGAGCCGGCGCUGGUCUGGCACUGCCUACUGCAGACAGAUCCGGUGCCAUGUGCUGCCGGCAGUGAUGAGCGGUUCCUACCAGUGUUCAGCCGGGGCGCUGCUGGACUCUCACUGUGAUUACUCCUGCCUCCCCGGGUACCACCUGGAGGGUGACCGCAGCCGGAUGUGCAUGGAGAAUGGGCGGUGGAGCGGCAGCGAGCCAAUCUGUGUAGAUAUUGAGCCCCCCAAGAUCCGAUGCCCGGAGACACGAGAGAGGAUGGCGGAGCCAGAGAAGCUGACAGCCACUGUGUACUGGGACCCACCCCAUGUGAAGGACUCUGCUGAUGGCAUCAUCAAACGAGUGACACUGCGGGGCCCAGAACCUGGGUCUGAGUUUCCAGAGGGGGAGCAUGUUAUCCGUUAUAUCGCCUACGACCAGGCCUACAACCGAGCGAGCUGCAAAUUCAUCGUCCGAGUCCAAGUAAGACGCUGCCCUGUUCUGAAGCCGCCGCAACACGGCUACCUCAGCUGCACCUCUGAAGGCAAUAACUACGGUGCCACAUGCGAGUACUUAUGUGAUGGGGGCUAUGAACGCCAAGGGAGCCCCUCCCGCGUCUGCCAGUCCAGCCGCCACUGGUCGGGAUCCCAGCCUAUUUGUGUGCCCAUGCAGAUCAACGUGGACGUGAACUCGGCCGCUGGCCUCCUGGAUCAGUUCUAUGAGAAACGCCGUCUCCUGAUAGUCUCUGCUCCUGACCCCUCCACUCGCUACUACAAGAUGCAGAUCGCCAUGUUGCAGCAAGCCACCUGUGGGCUGGACCUGCGGCAUGUCACCAUCCUCGAGCUGGUGGGGCAGCCCCCCCACGAGGUGGGCCGCAUCCGUGAACACCAGCUCUCAGCUGACAUCAUCGAGGAGCUCAGACAAUUUCUGCACAUCACCCGCUCCACUUUUAACAUGGUGCUGAUUGACAAGCAGGGCGUGGACCGCGAGCGCUACAUCGAGCCCGUCACCCCUGAGGAGCUCUUCACCUUCAUUGACACCUACUUGCUGAGCAGCCAGGAGGUCACCCAGCGAGCACAAAGCAGGGACAUGUGUGAAUGAGUGACUCUGCACAGGUGGGGGCAGAUCCCUGCAGUCCGGGUGCCAAUGCUCCCACCCCUUCACAUUCAGAACCCCAUAACCUCAGAGGACAGAGAAUUCCCUUUCUGCAUUGUCUUGGGUCAGCUGUGAGGAAGGAAACCGUGUCAAAGGUCACAGACUUUUCA